AUGGUCCCCGUACCCCGGUGCAUCUGCGCCGUUCUUUCGUCCCAACCCGCUCUCGUUAUCAGUUCGCGCUUCCUGGAUCCAGAGAAUGACUUAGGAUCAUCAAGUCGACGUCGAUGGUCGCAGUUGUCCUUGCGUCUCGGCGGGACGUACGCACCGCAUAUCGCGUCCGCCAUCCACACAGAACAAGGCUCUCGCACUGCGGCAGCCGCGCGUGCGCUCGACAUCGCCGUGACAGGGCUGCCGCCCGUCAACCUCGCGUCUGUGAUGCCCGGCAACGAGCUUACGGACCCCUACAUCCAGCACACGAGCGUCCCCGAUUGGGCCUGCGAGGGCCCGUCUGCCGUCUAUGACGACCCCGAUGGUUCGGAGUGCCAGGUUCUGCGCGCGAAGGUGCCGACGUGCCAGUGGCUCGUCAAGAGCUGCCACGACUUCAACUCGCGCCUCACGUGCGUGCCGGCGACCCUCUACUGCAACAGCCAGAUUAUAGCCCGCUCAUUAGCUCGGCUGCAACCCGUGCGACGUGCGCAAGAAGUGCACCCACAAGGAGGGCGAUCUGUGCUUCAAGCAGAUGUCCUGGAUCGAGACAUGGGUGAACCAGCGCUGGGUCUCGACGCGGCGCGCAACUUCGAGAGCUGCAACAUGAUGAUGCAGGUCAACCAAGCGUUUGCGAUGCAGGGCGACGGCGCGCACAAUAGUACCGUGCUCAUCCAAGUCCCCGACCUCGUCGAGGAAGAUGUCAGGCUGCUCGUCCACGCCGGAGACGCGGACAUGAUGUGCAACUUCAUCGGCAACGAACGCUGGGUCGAGCAGCUCGACACGCGCUUCCAGAAGGGCGCAUACGGCAACGACGAGACCGCGGGCAGCAUCACCUUUGUCACUGUCCACGAGGCUGGGCACAUGGUCACGUACGACCAGCCCGAGGCUGGCUUGGACCUCGUGACAAAGUGGCUGUACGACAUCCCGCUCACGCUUGAGCGCGGCCGCGACUCGUCAAUCUGCUCCCCCGGUCAUGCUGACGAGCAUGUGGAAGUCUGA
Molecule: messenger RNA, 1035 nt
Organism: Fomitopsis serialis
Lineage: Eukaryota; Fungi; Basidiomycota; Agaricomycetes; Polyporales; Fomitopsidaceae
Product: Alpha/Beta hydrolase protein
Exons: 7
Coding region: 1-1035 (344 amino acids)
Biological process (GO): proteolysis
Molecular function (GO): serine-type carboxypeptidase activity
Source: RefSeq, a predicted model, not a curated record